This is a messenger RNA of Saprolegnia parasitica CBS 223.65, 459 nucleotides long. RefSeq lists its product as hypothetical. The coding region runs from base 1 to 459 and encodes 152 amino acids. NCBI's taxonomy places the organism in Eukaryota, Oomycota, Saprolegniomycetes, Saprolegniales, Saprolegniaceae. Gene Ontology annotation, molecular function: protein binding. The transcript is spliced from 5 exons. The record is from RefSeq and is a predicted model, not a curated record.
AUGGCAGUCGGCGCCGACGAUGUGGCCCGCGGGCAACAGCUGCUCUCAACAACGCUCGACAACCGCGUGGCGGACGUCGCUUACCUCCUUCGUGCUGGCGUGAGCCCGCACUGGCAGUCUUGGCAAAAUGCGACGCCGCUCUUUCUGGCUGCCAUGCUUUGCCACACCGCAAUCGCGCAGCUUCUCGUGCGUGCCAACGCUGAUAUCGACGAGACGCCACUGGCGAGCAUACCGCCGACCGCCUUCUUGUCGCUGACGCAUGAGGGGCGCGAGUCGCUGCGCGCCGACUCGACUGCCAGCGCGCGCUGCGAUGGCCCAACACCGCUCUUUGUCGCUGUGCAGAACGCAGUCGACGUCGACGAAGAACGCAACGCUGAAACGUUGGUCCAUACGGCCUGCGACCUCCAGAAGUACGUCCGCGUCCGUUCGGUGGCAAGUGGAGCAACACGCACGCUGUAG